AUGAGCGGCUACUCGAGGGCAGGGGUGGGGGUAGGAGGUGGAGGCGGCGGUGGCGGCGGCGGCGGCGGCGGCGGCGGUGGCGGUGGUGGCGGCGCCAACAGCAAUCGAGGGGCAUCUGCCUCCCGUGGCCCAGGAGGCGCCCUUCAGGGUGCCCACAUGGCUGGUACUGUGGCAACGGUGGCGGCUGCGGGAGGACAACAGUCGAAGUCGGUGGCGGUGUUCAGGAGCCUUGAGCUAUGCGACCUCCUCAAGCUCGAGAUCGGAAACAUCACCUCGGAAAUGGGGCAACACCUAGAGGAGCGCGAAGAGUACGAGAAGAAGUUCCGGCAACAGCUCGCCGAAAUGGACCGGAUACAGCACAGCUUGAAGCAGCUACAGGAGGCGCACAUGGUGAUGAAGCAGCAGUACGAGGACGAGAUAGUCAGGCUUCGCCACCAGCUUGAAUCCUCUCACCCGCUCAAGAGCGACCCAGAUAGUCGUGGGGGGGGAGCGGGAAGCUCGGUACAGGGCGUGAGCGGUGGCAUGAGCAUGGGCUCCACCGGCCCGAGCCAGUCCCACAGUAGCGGCCCCCCGCACAAGGGCCUGGGAGGCAUGCCGGUAGGGGGUCCGCACGGCCUGGGGUCCCCUCGGAAGCAGCCUGGCCAGCUUGAGCCAGGGGCGGCGAGCCUUCGUGGGCCUAUGUUGACGGCGCCGGGGGCGCAGCUGGUGGGAGGGGGUGGUAUGGGUGCGGGGUCAGGGGUCGUGCUGCCCGGGAUGGCGAUGCGAGGGCGGGGCCACGGCGAGGAUGACUACGGGGGCGGGAGGGGCCAAGGGCCAAAUGGGCAGACGCUGGAGCCUCUGAGCAAGCGACCAAGGCUGGCAGACCUACAGGGACCCCCCGGUCCCUUGCCGCCGCACGUGCUCCACCCCCCACACGGCUUCAGCCAAUCGCAACACCAGCAGCACCCACAGCAGCACCAGCAACACCCGCCGCCGCACCACAAGGGCGGGUUCUUUGGAGGACGCCCGGGAGCACCCCCCGCCGCCGUUGCCGGCGGGGGGGGCGGAGGCGGAGGCGGCGGUGAUAACGGUGGUCGCCGUCCAGGUGGGCCGGAAGGGCAGUACAGAUGGCCCGGCGGUUCGGGUCCAGGAGGGGGUGGGGGCGGUGGUGACAGCGGCGGUGCCGGCGGCGGGGGUGGCGCCGGGGUCCCUGCGAUGGGCCCGGGAAAACAGAGGCAACUUGGCCCGGGGGGGGGGGGCGCUCCGCCGAGGGAGUUAUCCUCGUCCACGGGGAAGGGGGGUGGCGCUGGCGGCGGCGGCGGUGGGAAUGGGAACGGAAUGGUAGAAAUUCCGGAUGCUAUCCCGGCGGAGCUUAGCUACCAAGUGAGGUACGAGGCGGAGGAAGGGGAGGGGGGGCGAGCGGCGGCUGCCAAGGAUGGGCUUGCUGUGGAGUUGGCCAAGUCUCAGGAUUUGAGGAGCGUGGUGUGCUGCGUGAGGUUCAGCACCGACGGCACGAAGAUCGCGGCAGGGAGCCACUCGUGCGUCAAGGUCUUCGACGUCAACUCCUUCAAACAGCUUUACGUCUGCCGCAAGCAAGUGCAGGAGGAGCAGGGGGCACCGCAGACGGCAGAUGGUGGGGACCCCUACGUCCGCGCGGUGUGCUUCAGCCCGGACGGGCUGUCAAUUGUCGCGGGUAUGGAGAAGAACAGCGCCAAGGUGCUGGUGCUAGAGGAAGAAGGGGGUCGGCAGGGGGCGAUAACGCUGUCUGGACACGAGAGCGAGGUGUAUUCGCUGGAUUGGGUUUCCGAUAUGAUCGCCUCGGGGAGCGGGGACGGGCGAAUCCGUCUGUGGGACUCUGUCACGGGAGCCUGCAAGGCAUCUCUGGGAGAUAUGGGGGGCCCGCAGGAUGGAGUGACUUCGGUCGUUCUCAGACAGGAUACAACGAUGGUAGCGGCUGCCUCGAUAGACAGAGUGGUCCACGUCUGGUCGACCCAGACGCACAAGAUUCUCCACCGUCUUGACGGUCACUCGGAGUCCGUCUACGCCAUCACCUUCUCGGCGGACGGAAACAGGCUGGUUUCGGGAGGGCUGGACAAGACCAUCAAGGCGAGUGCCGAAAUGGUGUGGGACCUAGGACCCGGUUCGGAGGGGAGGCUGUCUCCUCAGGCCAAAACGCUCCCCGGUGGGCACAAGGACUAUGUGCUUUCGGUGUGCUUCUCGCAGGACGGCAAGUACAUCAUCUCGGGAUCCAAGGACAGAUCGGUCACCAUGUGGGAUGCCAGGCUGAUGAAGCGGGUCGCCACGAUCACGGGGUUCAAGAACUCGGUCAUCGGGGUCUCGGCCUCCCCGUUCAACAGCAUGUUCGCUACUGGCAGCGGGGAUAAUCUCGUUUGCGUGUGGAACUACGGCGACCGUGACGACUAUCGUCGCCAGUCGGAGAGCGCAGUCGCCCCCGCCUCCUCGGGCCGUUCGUCGUCUGCGGAGAAGCCGAGGCCCCCCAGCAGGUCGUCCCGGUCCGCGUCCCCCCCUAUCUCUAACGCGUCGUCCCUGAGGAAAGACGACCGCGCUUCUUCUCCUUCUCCCCCGCGAGCGUCGCCGGGUAGAGGGGGUAGGGGGGGGGAUGGGGAUGGCGGAAGCAGCAGGGGCAGGGGGGGGGUCGGGCUUGUAGAGAAGGGACGAGGCGGCUCGGCGGGGGCGGGGGCGGGGGCGACCAAUGGGAAGGGGAGGACGUCGCCGUCGUCGGACGAGCGGGAGGGAAGGACGGCGGCGGGCUCCGAGGAAAGGAAGAGAAGCGGUAGCAAGGAGUCGAGCAGAACGGGUCCCCGCGGAGGAGGGGGAGGGCAUGACUCGGACAGAAAACAGCAGCGGCACGAGUCGAAGCACAGACAGGGACGCGCAGGUUCGCCCUCGGACGGACGGCGCAGCAGCAGCAACAGCAAAGAACGGAGCAGCGGUAGAGGUGGUGGCGUGGAGCCGAUGGAUGAAGACGACGAUACGGAGGAGGAGAAGCAAGGGGAGGAAGCGGAGGGAGGUGGGGUGGCGGCGGUUGCGGCUUGGCCACACCUGGUGGCUGCGCUUCCAACUGCGGUAAAUUUUGGGCGCGCGAAUACGGCAGCGGGUAUGGUCCGCCUGCCUGGGCAUUCUCUCCGCCAAGCCGCCGCCGUCGUCAUGCGAUGACACGUGUGCCUGGUAGUAAAUACUCCGAUUGUGCCGGCCGGCCGACGGUAUCGCUGUGCGGAGUGGUGGUGGGCGGAUCAAAGCACGAAACGUUCGGCUUGAUGCGCAUGCUAGGCGUCAAGCGUGAUCCGGAUACUCCACUGCUGUCGAACUGGAAUUCCAUGUAAUUUUUGACACCAACCGGGGACGACUUGACCCCUGUUGGCCGGACGCAGUGAGUGACGAGUUCAGCGGGUCGUUGUAGAUGUGUGUGCGAGGGCGCCUUUGUAUCGUGUAUUAUUUUUCCAGCUCCAGCAGCAGCGCCGGGAGCAUCAGCAGCACAGCAGUGUCACUUUGUAUAAUGUUGCGGUGUGCCGUGUCGACUUUGUCCUAUGUUUUCUUUGUUCGUACAUGUAUCGGUAGCAAGGUGUUUGUCCUGUUUGGUAUCAUAAAUUGGUGUAUGUUGUGGUUGUGGGGGUGGUGCACGGCACUUUUCGUCUUGCUUAAGUGCCACAAGGCAUUGCAGUGGCAGUGGGGACGGCUAUUUAUUGCUAUAUUGCGGUAGUCGUAGUUAAUGCCGGUGACCAAUGGUUGCGUUGGUUGUUCUCGUCCUGUCUCGGGCGCAUUUUCACGUUCUUUUACUCUGAUUUGCGGUGGUUUUAAGUCUCCGAGUAACUUAUUUCGUUUUGCAAUCGCCGAACAAGUUUGCUUUGGCGUCGGUUUGUUAGAGGCGCUGGUGGGCGUAGCAUCCUGUCGUGUGCGUGGACAAUUGUAUCGUCCCCACUUAUGCCCCCCUCCCUAGUGGUGAUCGUGAUUCUGGUUUUCUUUUUGUGCUUACGCAACACACUGGCAUCUGUUGCUUCUGCCGUGCUUCGUGUCGUGCGAUUUAAAACGAACUGCGGCGGGUUUUAAACCUUUGUGCUGGUCGAGUGUUGUCUUGUUUUUUGCAGAGGUGGCGAGGUGGAGGAGGGCUUGGGAUUCGCGGGGCGCACCGCCGUGCUGUGGAAUUUUUGGUUUUUCACCAAUCUUUUUUUCUUUUCUUUUUUGAAAAUAUUGAAAAUAUACAUACGGUCACUGAAAAGACUAUAAUAGCCGUUCGAGACAAAAUACCACAGAUAGUCGAAAGGGAAGAACCCCUCUUGCAUUGGAUUUUGUUUUGUUUUCUUGUUUGGUGUACGGUGGUGGUGGAAGCCAUCACGCAGCGAACGUGCGGUGUAACUGGCAGAUCUCACCUAUAUUUGUUCUUUUUUCCUUUUCGUUUUUUUUUCUGGGGGGGGGGCUUCUC
Molecule: messenger RNA, 4420 nt
Organism: Ectocarpus siliculosus
Lineage: Eukaryota; Phaeophyceae; Ectocarpales; Ectocarpaceae
Source: the annotation of a GenBank genome assembly